Messenger RNA from Equus caballus (horse), 2375 nucleotides. It is a transcript of the gene SCRT1, whose product is annotated as scratch family transcriptional repressor 1. Gene Ontology annotation, molecular function: DNA-binding transcription factor activity, RNA polymerase II-specific; RNA polymerase II cis-regulatory region sequence-specific DNA binding. The record is from RefSeq and is a predicted model, not a curated record. Gene Ontology annotation, biological process: regulation of DNA-templated transcription. NCBI's taxonomy places the organism in Eukaryota, Metazoa, Chordata, Mammalia, Perissodactyla, Equidae.
GGGGUGGUGGUGAGGGGCCCACGGCAAUGCUGGAAGGGAUGGAGAGCCAGAGUGUGGGGGUGGAGGGGGCAAGGGCCCCAGGAAAUAGACCCGAGGGAACCAGGACUAGCAGGAGUUGGUGGCUGGAGCCAACUGUGGAGGGAGAUGGAGAUGGGGGGUGGAGAGGGGAACGCAGAGGCAGUCCAGAACCCGGCCAAGGUUGGGUAGGGAGAGUGUCAAUGCAGGAGAGAGGGUGGGAGCAGGGGCCAGGAACAGGAGGUCCCUGAAGGUACACACUGACCCACACGCUGACCCAUGACGGGACAAACACAGCCACAUGGACAACUGCUGACAUGACAGGACCUAGCCAUGCCUGCAGAUCCACACCUAGAAACCUGGACCUGCCUCAGUACCCUUUUUUCUUCUUUGGCUACACCCCCAGGACCCUUUGCUAGGGCCAGCAGGGGAGUACUGUGAGCUCCAGGGAGUAGGCAUGGGGUCUAGUGUGGGCCGCCCACCUGUCAGGGCAAAGGUACCAGCAGAGGCAGCAGCAGUGUCUUCUCUGAAGCCAGGGUCAGGGAGAAAGGUGUCGGCAGGCAGGCGGGCUGUGGUCAGGGGAGGCUCUUUGUGUAAGGGUGUCCAAGUUCAAGGACAACUGUUAACACGCAGGCAAAGGGGCUGGGAGUGCCAGCGUGGGGUGGCAGAACAAGUGUGACCUGCAGGAGCCUGUGUGUGAGCCUAUGUGCGCCCAUGUGACUGCGUGUGACCAUGUGACUGUGUGCGCUUAUGUGUGACCCUGUAUGAGUGUGUGCCUGCCUGUGUGCCACUACAUGGGACCAUGUGACUCUGAGGCCACUGUGCAUCCAUGUGACUGGCGACCCUGGCUGACAGUUUGUCUGGGUGGUUGCAUGUGUGACCCUGCAUGAGUAGGUGGUGUGUGCCAAGAUCAGCGUGCAGCCCACCGUGUGAGGGGACUCCACGGUUGAUGGUGGCUGGGAAGCUGGGUGUGACCACGAAGAAGCCAGAGCCUGCAUGGUGUGGGGUGUGCAUUUGUGACUUUGAGGUUGUGAGAUCCAUCUUGUGCCUUGAGAACAACUGCGUUACUGGCAUGAAUGAUGCUGCCUGCCUGCCUGCAGUUUGUCCCUGUGAAGGUGUCCCCUGGUGGACGCCCUGGCACUCUCUCCAACACAGCGUCUCCCUGGUCGCCUGUCCUGGGGCUUGGGAAGGCUGCCACAAGGGGUUAGGGCCUGGAGGAAGAGGGCAAUGUGGAACAAGGAUACCUCAACGACUACUCGGGGCCCGCCUCCGUCUACGAUGGCGAUGCCGAGGCGGCCUUGCUCAAAGGGCCGUCCCCGGAGCCCAUGUACGCUGCAGCCGUGCGGGGAGAGCUGGGCCCGGCGGCCGUGGGCUCGGCGCCGCCGCCCACCCCGCGCCCGGAGCUGGCUACAGCCGCGGGCGGCUACAUCAACGGCGACGCGGCCGUCAGCGAGGGCUACGCAGCUGACGCCUUCUUCAUCACCGACGGCCGCUCGCGCCGUAAGGCCGCCAACGCCAACGCCGCCGCCGCCCCUUCCACGGCCUCUGCGGCGGCCUCCGACACCGAGAGCGGAGGCGGGGCCGGGGCGGGCGCGAGCGGUGCGGGGUCGGGGCCCGGGGGUAGGGGCGGCGCGCGCUCGGGGGCGGGCACCGAGGCGCGCGCGGGCACCGGGGCCGGCGGCGCAGGGGGCCGGCACGCAUGCGGCGAGUGCGGCAAAACGUACGCCACCUCGUCGAACCUGAGCCGCCACAAGCAGACGCACCGCAGCCUGGACAGUCAGCUGGCGCGGCGCUGCCCGACGUGCGGCAAGGUGUACGUGUCCAUGCCGGCCAUGGCCAUGCACCUGCUCACGCACGACCUGCGCCACAAGUGCGGCGUGUGCGGCAAGGCCUUCUCGAGGCCCUGGCUGCUACAGGGCCACAUGCGUUCCCAUACCGGCGAGAAGCCCUUCGGCUGCGCGCACUGCGGCAAGGCCUUCGCUGACCGCUCCAACCUACGCGCGCACAUGCAGACGCACUCGGCCUUCAAGCACUUCCAGUGCAAGCGCUGCAAGAAGAGCUUCGCGCUCAAGUCCUAUCUCAACAAGCACUACGAGUCGGCCUGCUUCAAGGGCGGGGCCGGCGGCGGCGGCGGCGGCCCCGCAGCCCCGGCGCCCGCUGCGCCGCCGCAGCUCAGCCCUGUGCAGGCCUAGGGCGGCGGUGCCUCCGCCAGCCGGGUCGGCUCUCAGCAAUACGGGCCCCCAGGGAAGUCUCCGCUGGCGCCCGGGCGGAGGGGCGGGAGGGCAGGCCCCUCCUCACAGCAAUAGGGGGAGGGGGCCCGGCUCCGCCCCGCCCGCCAGGGGCCUUGCCGGCCCCUUCAA